AACGUCCCUCAAGUUUGUCUUCUUGUUCUCCCCCAGAUAGCACUUUUUGUAUGCUUCUUUUUUGGCUUAUAUAUUUUGGGUUUGGCUUUGUCUUAAAACUUUCAGAUAAAAUAUUUAUUUCCUUUUAAUGUUCUUCUAUAAAAGAAGACAACGCAAUUUAACACUUACAAAAUCAAAAGAAACAAACAAACAAAAAAGUUUUGAGGUUACAAUAAGCAAUGGAGAAAACGUCUCUCAAGUUGGUCUUCCUCUUCACCAUCUCAGUCAUAGCAUUUUGUUCUUCUUUGGUUGAUGCAAGAGAGAUGGCCAAGGAAGAAGUGAAUUGCCUCUGUGGAAAAUGUCGUGAUGGAAAGAAGAGCUGUGAAGCACCUAUAAUGGACAGUUACGAGACUGAUGUGUCUUGCCGUAGAGACAACGAAUGCAUCAAGUACUGUCCUAAAGGCUUCAAGAUUGUAAACUGCAGCUUUGGAACCUGUUUCUGUGAGCGUUAAGAGACUGGAAACCACCAUAGUAUAUUAGUAUAUUAUCUAAUUUUAAGACAGCUAAGAAGAAGAGAUUGAUGUUUAUUGGUGUUGAAGUGAUUUAGUGUUCCUCAAAUACUGUUUUGAAGCCUCCUUUGGGGAGGUAAACUAUAUAGUAAGAUCUUACA
Messenger RNA from Brassica napus (rape), 649 nucleotides. Its product is annotated as putative defensin-like protein 263. The record is from RefSeq and is a predicted model, not a curated record. Lineage: Eukaryota; Viridiplantae; Streptophyta; Magnoliopsida; Brassicales; Brassicaceae. The transcript is spliced from 2 exons. Bases 219 to 491 code for a protein of 90 amino acids.